CAGGAGGGGGCGGGGGCUGGCGGCCGCGCGCACCCCUGUGCUCCUCACCUUGGAGCGAGCGGCGGUGGAGGUGCCGGGCUGGGGGUGCCGGGCUGGAGGCAAAGAGGAAGAUUUUGCCUAUCCCUAUGUCAGUGUUUUUCAGCUUCAUGAACUGUGGGAACGUUUUGAACUCCUUACAAGGGAUCGGUGAAAGCAACUAGGACAAGCCAGACAGAAAAGUUUUUUAGUGGAGCCCGUGGAACUGUUCCUCCUUCACUGCUACUCUGUGAGAUCAGCUAUGGAACAUGCUCAAGAGCAAGAAGCAAACCUUGAGCAAACCCAGAUGUAUUGUGUACAGAGACCAAUAUACAACCAGGAGCUUCUGCAAGGACAGCUGCACAGGCGACAGAGAACCCCUCAGACUUUAGGGCAGAAGAUUGCACAUUCUUGUCGUUGUUCUUCUAAGAGAGCCAAGUCUCAUCUUUACAAUUUCUUACCAAUUUUAAAAUGGCUUCCUCGUUACCCAGUAAAGGAAUACUUAUUGGGUGACAUUAUCUCAGGUAUAAGCACUGGGAUCAUGCAGCUUCCUCAAGGUUUAGCCUAUGCUUUGCUGGCAGCUGUUCCCCCAGUAUUUGGCCUAUAUUCUUCAUUUUAUCCUGUUAUUCUAUAUACUUUCUUUGGAACCUCCAAGCACAUAUCAAUAGGCACCUUUGCUGUGGUUAGUAUGAUGGUUGGUGGCGUUGCUGUGAGAGAAGUGCCUGAUGAAAUUAUUUCUCUGGACUCUAAUUCUACUAAUAUUACAGAUGUCCUUGAAUAUUACAGUGCUAGGGAUACUAAGAGGGUUCAGGUAGCUGUGGCUCUCGCCUUUCUUUCAGGACUUAUCCAGUUGUGUUUAGGUUUUCUUCGAUUUGGAUUUGUGGCCAUCUAUCUAACAGAGCCCCUGGUGCACGGGUUUACCACUGCAGCUGCAAUUCAUGUCUCUGUUUCCCAAUUCAAGUACCUUCUUGGCAUCAAGACUAGCCGGUACAGUGGACCCCUUUCAGUUGUAUAUAGCAUAGCUGCCGUGCUUUCAAAAAUAACAACAACCAACAUUGCUGCAAUGAUUGUUGGAUUAACGUGCAUUGUUUUGCUGCUGAUUGGCAAGGAAAUCAAUUUCCGGUUUAAGGAGAAGCUCCCAGUUCCUAUUCCUAUGGAGAUCAUUGUGGUCAUUAUUGGCACAGGAGUUUCAGCUGGAAUGAAGCUGAAUGAGGCAUACAAAGUGGAUGUUGUUGGGAAUAUUCCUCAAGGGUUACGUGCACCAGCAGUUCCUGAGAUUCAGCUAAUCCCAGCAAUUUUUGGGGAUGCAGUAGCAAUAGCAGUAGUUGGAUUUUCAAUGACUGUAUCAAUGGCCAAGACCUUUGCCCUUAAACAUGAUUACACCAUCGACGGGAAUCAGGAACUUAUUGCCUUGGGAAUAUGCAACUCUGUGGGGUCAUUUUUCCAAACCUUUUCAGUCACGUGCUCAAUGUCUCGGAGUCUUGUCCAGGAAAGCACCGGUGGAAAAACUCAAAUUGCAGGUACACUCUCUGCAAUUAUGGUUCUGUUGGUAAUUGUGGCUAUUGGAUACCUUUUUGAACCACUUCCACAGACAGUGCUAGCUGCAAUUAUCAUGGUGAACCUGAAGACAAUGUUUAGACAGUUUGGAGAUAUCAUGUACUUCUGGAAAACCAGCAGGAUUGAGCUGGCCAUCUGGGUGGUAGCUUUUGUGGCUUCUCUUUUCCUGGGACUAGACUAUGGUUUGCUUACUGCAGUAACAUUUGCAAUGCUAACCGUUAUUUACAGAACACAAAGGCCUGAAUACAAAAUCCUUGGUCAGAUUCCUAACACUGACAUCUACUGUGACGUGGAAGAGUACGAAGAGGUUAAAGAAUAUCCUGGAAUCAAAAUAUUUCAAGCUAAUACAUCUCUUUAUUUUGCUAAUACUGAGUCAUAUACAACUGCCCUGAAGAAAAAGACUGGAGUGCACCCUGGUGCCUUAUUAGCAGCAAGGAGAAAAGCCCAGAAGCGCCAUGCCAGGGAGAUAAAGGCAGCAAAUGAACAAAGAAAGAAAGCUGUGCUGAAGCUCACGAGCUCUUCGACUAAUGACGUAGAAGCAAGAGUAAAACAUGAGAUAGCAAGUGAUGACUUACCUGUGAAUGGAAAAUUUGAAGAUUCUAAUGUACAAGACACAGAUGUUCAUGAAGAGCAUGACCAUUUUGUGGAGCCCAAAACAAAUAUUCAUUCUCUAAUUCUGGAUUUCACCCCAGUGAACUUUGUGGAUUCAGUUGGAGCAAAAACACUAAAAGCAAUUAUAAAAGAAUACAAAGAAGUUGGUGUCUAUGUCUGCAUUUCCAGCUGUAGUGGCCCUGUUAUGGAUGAGCUGACAAGACUGAAUUUUUUUGAUGGAAGUGUAACAAGAGAGUUGGUGUUCCACAGUAUUCACGAUGCUGUCCUUGCUUGCCAAGUGAAAGAUGGGUCUGCUGCAAAGGCUGACUCCAACCUUUGAAGAGUGGCAUUGAGCAGAAUGGGAGACAGAUUUAUGCUGGUGGAGACUCUUUCUGAAUAUUUAAUUUGCACAGUUUGAAGAGAGCCUGAGGCUGUUUGUAUCUGCGGGUAGGGGGUGGUGCUUCUUUUUUGUAGCAAGAGUGGAUAAAGAAAUGGAAGCCUUCGUGCUCUUGAAUUUUUCCCUUCGAACAGGGUAUAGCCUUCCAAUAAUACACAAGCACAAAAUUAUGCAAAAAAAGAAAAUUCAGUGUAUUCUGCUGCAAUCAGAAUCUGGUGGACAAGGUGACAUUCCUAUUCCUGUUGAGAAAAUGGGCACUUUAACUCACUGUGAGUGGGAUCUUGCAGGAGAUAGCUGUUCUGCAAGUGCAGUACACUGUACCAGUGUCUUUAAAGAACUUUCUUAGAUGACUUUUAAAGCCUGAUGCCAACUUCUACAUACAACAGAUUCAUACAAUUUAUAAUAAUCUGCCAGCUGGAUUAAUGAAUUCACACAGGUGGCAUUUAGCUGCUGCUGUUUUUAAACCUGGAUGGUAGAGUUAUUUCUUUAAAAACACCUAACCUGUCUCAACUAUACCCAGUUCUUCAUUGAUCUCUAAGUGAACUUCAAGUCAGAAACUCAUUGUUUAAUUAUUACAUUAUCAGUAUGGUACUUGCACUGCCAAAACUGUUAGGCUUUCUAGAAAGGAACAUGGGUGAUUUUAAGCUAAACUUAAUUUAGCUUCUAAGUUUGAAGACAAAAUGGUUUAAGACAGGAAGGAAGCCUAUUUAAGUUAAGAACUGAUGCCCUAAAUGCAGUCUCUUAAUCUGGAAUGAAAAUUUAAGCAAGGUCUAAAUUCUCAGCGGUCCUAAAAAAAAAAGGUACUUUUCUGUUGCCUAUCUUCCUCCCAGUACUCCUGCUUCUGCCUCAGCUUUUAAGUGCUUUAAGAAAUGGAGUUCAAUGGAACUCAAAAAUCGUACAUGUUUGGGUUUUUUAAAAGAAACAGAAGCAUAGGGUUUCUUUUUCUAUUGUCAUCCUGCCGACUGUGGUACUGCCUCACUUAAGGUGUGAGAUUAAAACCAUGCUAAAGAAAUCUUCAAUGCCCCUGUUUCCCUCACAGCAGUCACUGUGAAACUCAGCAGAGGCAGGAACAUAAGUGUUUCUCUGUAGGUUAUUUUAACAAGACAGGGCCAGGGGGGCAUCAGUGCCAUCUCGUUCAGCACCCUCAAAUCACAGGGGCUGUGCAUAAGGAAUUCAGACAUCUUCCUCACUUCGGAUCACAGAAUGUAAUACUCUUACUUCAGGCUCUGUUGCAGCUCAGGCUUGCUUCAGGUAAAUUGUUUCCCAGGACCCAGGGAAGUCAGGGAAGAUAUGUUAUUUCCUCAGACUCCCCUACCCAUAGGGAUGGGAAGCUUUCUGCAUCAGAAACUGCUGCUUAGCUGGAGUUCAAAGAAUGAAGUGCAUGCAUGUCAAGACAUUGUGUGUGCUUAUUUAAACAACUUUUGGUAUUUUAUAAUGUUAACUAGUUCAAUAAGCCUUUGUAUCUACAUACAGUAUAUUUUUCUACUUUCAGCUUGUCGCAGCUUCAGUUUUUAACUCUGUAGUCUCUUCAGUUCACAUCAAAAUCCUGUCAAUUUCCAAAAUAAAGUGAUGUCACUUAUCAAAAUUU
Molecule: messenger RNA, 4148 nt
Organism: Poecile atricapillus (Black-capped chickadee)
Lineage: Eukaryota; Metazoa; Chordata; Aves; Passeriformes; Paridae
Product: prestin-like
Exons: 20
Coding region: 278-2503 (741 amino acids)
Biological process (GO): transmembrane transport
Cellular component (GO): membrane
Molecular function (GO): bicarbonate transmembrane transporter activity; secondary active sulfate transmembrane transporter activity; oxalate transmembrane transporter activity
Source: RefSeq, a predicted model, not a curated record